AUGACCCGUCAGAACCAAAUCCCUACGGAAGACGGUAGCCGUGUUACCCUCGCCCUCAUCCCUCUCUGGGACAUGUGUAACCAUACCAACGGCCUGGUGAGUACUACAAACACGCUACUACAUGCUUAUUACAUCACUAUUACAUGUCUAAAACAUGCCUUUGCAUGGCUAAAACAUGCCUAUUGCAUGGCUAAAACAUGGCUGAAGCAUGCCUAUUGCAUGACUGAAGCAUGCCUAUAACACUACUGCACACUACCACCCUCAUCCCACUAUUUGAGAGGUUUUAAAUUAUUCUGAAAAAAAUUAUGUUAGGAAUCUUCCAAUCACAGUUUUUUCUUUAAAACAAUCAACCCACACAUGGUCAAGAACUCCACUGUGGAAAAUGCUAGAUUUGAGAGAAACCACACAGUCUGUGUUUUCCUCAGUUGAUUACGCUUAUCUCAUGGGCAAAUUUUAUUUAUUUGAAUAAUUUUUAUUUGAUUGUGUUUAGUGACUGAUUUGUAACAGAGCAUUAAUAUCCCCUCCUUUAGUAUGCAUGUUAACUGCAUUUACUCUCCCCUUUUUUGUUGUUGUUGUAAAGACCUGAUACGUAGCUGAAACAAGUCAUUUAAAGACUAAAAUGUCUUCCUGUGUACUCCCUUGGUGUUAGUUUAAUAAAAAUGGGUUACAACUUCCUCUGAUAUAUUUCCACAUUUUAUUGGUCUUCUUUAGCUCCAGUUCCUUCAGUAUGUUUUUAUUCUCACUGGUGAUGAUUGUAUGGGUUCAUUCGAUGUCCUUCAUUUCUGCCCAUUUGUGUAAAGCUCUCACUAACUCAGAAUCUGGGAAUUAUAUGGAUUGAUACGGUCCUUGAUUAUAUAUGCGAAACUAAUACAUUCAUGUUUUGAAAUACAUUUGCUUUCUGAUUUUGUUCGUUAGUCUCUUGAGAUUGUUAGUAAAGGAAUGUAUGACGGAUAUACAGCUCUUUAAUACUAGGAGAGAAAAUGAUUGUACAUUGUUAAAUGAGCUGGUCAUGUAUAUAAAAUAAAUGUGCUGCAAAUUGUAUGGUCAGUCAGUCAGUGAAGAAGCUCUGAUAAUUCACCGCAGCUCUGAAAUAUAACAACUCUAUUUAUUUUACUGUAAAGUGUGAUGCGAUUUUUUUUUUUAAACAAGUUUGAUUAGUGACAGUUGGAAAAGCUCAUUGAGUUGAAUCAAGGACUGGUUCAAAUCAAUCAGUGAAUGGAUGAAUUACUGUUUGCCUGUUGUGUGUUGUUCAGAUCACCACUGGUUACAACCUGGAGGAUGACAGGUGUGAGUGUGUGGCUCUGCAGGACUACAAAGAGAAUGAACAGGUGAGUCGGGUCAGGGCAGCAUGGAACUACUGCACCUUGUACUUUUAGCUACUAUACAAAUAAUUGUCCAGGGGGUGUACAUGUCAAUUAAAAGGCAAUUUGUUCUAAAUCAAGUGUCAACUCCCUCCAUCUAGGUUACUUUUAACAACAGCCACAACAACAGUUCCCUAAAUGGAUGUUGCAUGUAUCUUUUUUUGUUUGUUUUCUAUGUAUUAUUUUUAGUUCAUCACACAAUUCAGAGUUCAACUGUAUUCUGCCAUAUGAAUGAAUUAAAUGAACUUGAGCUUGAUAGGCUGCUGUACAAAUUUAAACACACUUCUGAAAGCUGUCUGUAAAGCCGUACUCUGUAAUUGAUUGAGUCUCGGGCCUGAGUAUCACUAGCGGUGUUGUAGGGGUGCCGUCAUGCUCACUUCUAACUGAGAGGCCUUGACAGACUGGUUGACUGGUGUUGAUGUUAUGUCGGGGAGAGGGAGAGGGAGAGGGAGAGGGAGAGGGCCAUGCCAGAGCUGGGUGCCAGUCAGCUGGACCAAGCCAGGCUUAACUGUCCAACCCUCUGCUCUAAAGCAGUGUCUUAUCGUUUCACUCCCUCCCUGUCUGUCACUCACUGUCCAACCCUCUGCUCUAAAGCAGCGUCUUAUAGUUUCACUCCCUCCCUCACUGUCACUCACUGUCCAACCCUCUGCUCUAAAGCAGUGUCUUAUAGUUUCACUCCCUCCCUCACUGUCACUCACUGUCCAACCCUCUGCUCUAAAGCAGCGUCUUAUAGUUUCACUCCCUCCCUCACUGUCACUCACUGUCCAACCCUCUGCUCUAAAGCAGCGUCUUAUAGUUUCAGUCCCUCCCUCCCUGUCACUCACUGUCCAACCCUCUGCUCUAAAGCAGCGUCUUAUAGUUUCACUCCCUCCCUCCCUGUCACUCACUGUCCAACCCUCUGCUCUAAAGCAGUGUCUUAUAGUUUCAGUCCCUCACUCACUGGCUGGAGGGAGUUUCAUAGGAUUGGUGUAAGCAUUGACUGGAGGGAGUUUCAUAGGAUUGGUGUAAGCAUUGGCUGGAGGGAGUUUCAUAGGAUUGGUGUAAGCAUUGGCUGGAGGGAGUUUCAUAGGAUUGGUGUAAGCAUUGGCUGGAGGGAGUUUCAUAGGAUUGGUGUAAGCAUUGGCUGGAGGGAGUUUCAUAGGAUUGGUGUAAGCAUUGGCUGGAGGGAGUUUCAUAGGAUUGGUGUAAGCAUUGGCUGGAGGGAGUUUCAUAGGAUUGGUGUAAGCAUUGGCUGGAGGGAGUUUCAUAGGAUUGGUGUAAGCAUUGGCUGGAGGGAGUUUCCACAGUUGUUAAAUCCAUGCUUUGGGAGAAGGCUGGAGAAUCGGGACGCAACCAACCUCUAUUGCUCCCUCUCCUUCCUCCCCCUCCCCUCUCUGCUCCCCCUCCCUACAGUAUGGAAGUCCACCUCUUUCUGUUCAGAAUGGGAAUUAUUUGAUAAGAUUCAGAGAGACAGUGAGGGGUGUGGGAGGGGUGGUGAUGGGGAGUGGAGCGCUUGAUCCCAUGAUUCCUCUGGCAGAUAUCACCAUCCGGCAAAAGUGCACUGAGCUCUCAGAGGAUGUGUCCCAAAUAGCACCCUAUUCCGUAUAUAGUACACUACAGGCCUAUGGGCCCUGGUCAAAAGUAGUGCACUACAUAGGGAAAAGGCAUUUGGGAUGCAGACUCGGCCUGAGCUCACAGAGACACAAACCACUAAGCUACAUUUAUCUACUAAGCUUUAUCACGCCGCCCCCUAUCUAUCCCCUGCUCCUACCUCACUCUCCUUCUUUCUCUCUCACACUUGUUCCGUUCUGCUAUCUGUAAAUGUGGAUGUAAUAUGGUGGAGCCAUACGUGUGGGGAUUCUCUGUGCUCCUGUGAAGCUUCCACUAGAUCAGACAUGAUAUCAUGUUUAUGAGGGAAAAUGGUAUAUCGGGAAUAGGGGGUGGAAUGUUCACCACAUUGCUUACAUCCAAAUGAUCCAACCGUUACCGAUCUGCAGGAACCUUUUAGCGGUUGAGUUGGAAUCAGACGAUAAAGGGGAAGUUCAGCUAACUUUAGCAACCAUCUAGUAAAGUACUGAAGUUUUUUGUGUCUGUUUAAAGAAAACCAAACCGUGCAUUACAGUUACUCCUGGCCCAUAUUCUUUUUUCAGUGUGAGGAACCAUCUAAGAUUUAAGUUUUAAAAUACUGAACUACCCCUUUAAUGUUGAGUGGCUGUUCUUCUCUCUUGUCUGUCCUCAGAUCUACAUCUUCUACGGGACGCGAUCCAACGCUGAGUUUGUGAUCCACAACGGCUUCUUCUUCCAGGAGAAUGCCCAUGACAGAGUCAAGAUCAAACUGGGUGUGUCCAAGAGUGAACGUCUGUACGCCAUGAAGGCAGAGGUGCUGGCCCGCGCUGGCAUCCCCUCGUAAGUACAGAGAUGCACACAUACACACAGGAAUCCCCUCAUAAGUAGGGAGGGAGGGACAGUGGUAGGGAGGGAAACUGGAAGGGAGAGAGAAGAGGGGUAGAGUGAGAGAAAGAAAUAGAUGGUAUCUCUCAAUUAUGGCAGAGACUGAGGUAAUUUCAGGAAGGCAAUAUUUUCCUGCAUUUCAGUGAAUUGAUCAAUGUGACAAUUGUCAGGACAUGGCUGAUAUUAUUACACUGCAAACACAUUACUGAGGCCCGCUCUAGUCUGGCAGCAAUACUAUUCAAUUACCCCUCUUUGCCCAGCACUAGUGAAUCCAGGAGAGGAGAGUUUACUCUUAAAACAAAGGCUACACUGGGAGACUAAGGCUAUGUCUCAAACGACACCCUAUUCCUUUAUAGUGCACUACAUUUGACCAGAGCCCCAUGUGGCUCACAACUCCUUUCAUCCGUCUUCCCUUCAUAUAUUGUAUUUUUAUUUAACCUUUUAUUUAAGCAGGGAGUCAUGCUGAGACCACCUGCAUGAACACACCAAUAAACAACAAUUACAUUAUACAUAUCUAUAGUAUAUACACAUCAAUUAUACAAUACAUGAAACGCACACACAAAACACAAAAAGCAAAACACAAUCAUAUGAAACAAACACAUUCUUCAGUUAAAAGGCCCUCUAACAUCUGCCUGAAUUGGGCUAGAGGUACCAACUCUUAAGGACUUUUGGAGAUCAUUCCACAUGAGAGGUGCAAACAAAUGAAAAGCAUAUUUACCUAACUGGGUGGAGAUUUAAGGGAUCUCCAGAGUUAGCCAUCCCUGAGUCUGGGUCUGGUUAUACGUCUGAAGGUUAGUAAAGAGGUUAGGUAUGGCGGAAGUUUAUGCAAGAGGGCUUUCUAGACAAAAAUAGCAUAAUGCAUUGAUCUAUGAGACUUCAAAGAGGGCCAGCCUACUUUCUGAUACAAAAUGCAAUGAUGUCUAAUGAAACAAUCGCCCGUAAUAAAGCGCAAUGCACUAUGAUGCAUUUCGUCCAAUGGCUUCAAUACAGUGGCAGCUGCAUUCAUAUAGACGAUAUCGCCAUAGUCAAUAACCAGCAUGAAUGUUGACCAAAUUAUUAGUUUUCUGCUAUUUAACAAAAAACAGGACCUGUUCCUAUAGAAGAAGCCUAUUUUAAUUCUUAAUUUCUUAACUCCUCAACAUGCUUUUUAAAAGAUAGCUUUUUGUCAAUUCCGAUGCCCAGAUAUUUAUAAGCGGGUACACGAUCAAUGAGGGCACCAUCCAAAGUACGUAUGCAUAAAUCAGACACAUUUUACGUGAUUUGGAAAAUAACAUAUACUUGGUUUUACCUGCAUUAAGUACCAAUUUCAGUUCAACAAAGGCUUUCUGCAGGGCAAUACAGGCAGAUUGAAGCUCUGACAGAGCCUAGUCAGUUGUAGUCAGCAAUAGCAUACACCACAGUGUUUUUUUAUAUAGAUAAAUCAAUAUUAAUGUAAAUAGUGAAAAGAACCGGACCAUUCGGUGUAUAGGCGACAGAAAGACAGCCGUUGCCUCUGUGUGCCUUUUUAAACACCAUAUAUCACUAUCUCAGUUUAACAGAGCCCCAAACAGCUACAACACAACAGGCAAUGGCAUACACCACAAUGUCAUCAGGAUACAGGUGGAAGUUUAUUAUUAUUUACAGAUAAACCAAUAUUGUUCAUGUAAAUAGUGAAAAGAACCGGACCAAGAAUUGAUCCCAGAUAGACAUCGUGUGCUAUUGCCUCUGUGCCUUUGAACACCAUAUAUCACUAUGUACAGUGAGGGAAAAAAGUAUUUGAUCCCCUGCUGAUUUUUGUACGUUUGCCCACUGACAAAUAAAUGAUCAGUCUAUAAUUUUAAUGGUAGGUUUAUUUGAACAGUGAGAGACAGAAUAACAACAAAAAAAUCCAGAAAAACGCAUGUCAAAAAUGUUAUAAAUUGAUUUUGCAUUUUAAUGAGGGAAAUAAGUAUUUGACCCCCUCUCAAUCAGAAUGAUUUCUGGCUCCCAGGUGUCUUUUAUACAGGUAACGAGCUGAGAUUAGGAGCACACUCUUAAAGGGAGUGCUCCUAAUCUCAGCUUGCUACCUGUAUAAAAGACACCUGUCCACAGAAGCAAUCAAUCAAUCAGAUUCCAAACUCUCCACCAUGGCCAAGACCAAAGAGCUCUCCAAGGAUGUCAGGGACAAGAUUGUAGACCUACAAAAGGCUGGAAUGGGCUACAAGACCAUCGCCAAGCAGCUUGGUGAGAAGGUGACAACAGUUGGUGCGAUUAUUCGUAAAUGGAAGAAACACAAAAUAACUGUCAAUCUCCCUCGGCCUGGGGCUCCAUGCAAGAUCUCACCUCGUUGAGUUGCAAUGAUCAUGAGAACGGUGAGGAAUCAGCCCAGAACUACACGGGAGGAUCUUGUCAAUGAUCUCAAGGCAGCUGGGACCAUAGUCACCAAGAAAACAAUUGGUAACACACUACGCCGUGAAUGACUGAAAUCCUGCAGCGCGCGCAAGGUCCCCCUGCUCAAGAAAGCACAUAUACAGGCCCGUCUGAAGUUUGCCAAUGAACAUCUGAAUGAUUCAGAGGAGAACUGGGUGAAAAUGUUGUGGUCAGAUGAGACCAAAAUGGAGCUCUUUGGCAUCAACUCAACUUGCUGUGUUUGGAGGAGGAGGAAUUCUGCCUAUGACCCCAAGAACACCAUCCCCACCGUCAAACAUGGAGGUGGAAACAUUAUGCUUUGGGGGUGUUUUUCUGCUAAGGGGACAGGACAACUUCAUCGCAUCAAAAGGACGAUGGACGGGGCCAUGUACCAUCAAAUCUUGGGUGAGAACCUCCUUCCCUCAGCCAGGGCAUUGAAAAUGGAUUGUGGAUGGGUAUUCCAGCAUGACAAUGACCCAAAACACACGGUCAAGGCAACAAAGGAGUGGCUCAAGAAGAAGCACAUUAAGGUCCUAGCCAGUCUCCAGACCUUAAUCCCAUAGAAAAUCUGUGGAGGGAGCUGAAGGUUCGAGUUGCCCAACGUCAGGCUCGAAACCUUAAUGACUUGGAGAAGAUCUGCAAAGAGGAGUGGGACAAAAUCCCUCCUGAGAUGUGUGCAAACCUGGUGGCCAACAACAAGAAACGUUUGGCCUCUGUGAUUGCCAUCAAGGGUUUUGCCACCAAGUACUAAGUCAUGUUUUGCAGAGGGGUCAAAUACUUAUUUCCCUUAUUAAAAUGCAAAUCAAUUUAUAACAUUUUUGACAUGCGUUUUCUUUCAGGAUUUUUUUGUUGUUAUUCUGUCUCUCACUGUUCAAAUAAACCUACCAUUAAAAUUAUAGACUGAUUAUAUCUUUGUCAGUGGGCAAACGUACAAAAUCAGCAGGGGAUCAAAUACUUUUUUCCCUCACUGUAUCUGUCAGUUUAACAACAGAGCCCCAAACAGCAACAACAAAACAAAACAGGCUAUCUUUAAUCUAAUUUCCACUGUGAGAUCCAGAAUGCCCCAUCAAUAGGAGAUUUAAAAAGCUCUUAAAAUGAAAGAGAGGGAGGGCUGCAUAAUAUUAGGGUAAUGAUAAAAUGAUUAAGCUUCCUAUUGAUGAAAAUGUCAGGGCGGGGGAUAGAAAGCAUCCCUCAUGCUAUAGAGACCUAUUCUGAGACAAUUAUGCAAUGUUUAUCCUGGAUAGAUUUCAAAUGACCAAAGCCCCCCAAAAUUCUGCUUUGCUGGAACAAAAGCCAGCGCCCACACCAGCCCACCAGCCUGGCCACCCCUGGUGUAGUGGUCUCUCUGUCUCUUGCCCAUUCGCUCUCUCUCUUGCUUGUAAUUGAUUGAGUGUAUAUUAAAAAUGCAUCAGGGGGAUCAUGGUUCGGCCUCCACUCAGCUUGUAUCAGUCAGCUGAUGCUAAACGUGAGUGGGCCUGGGUUAACUGUGGGCCACUGGCCACCAUUAACACAUACUGUACCUGCCAAGCCACUGAUCAGGGUUUUAAGAUGGUUCACGUCAUACAGGGAUUCAUUGUGGAAGGUUUUUUCUUCUUCUUUGGAGUGAGGCGUACGGGGAGGGUUGGGGCUACAAGGUCCUGUGGGUUCUACUGGUCUAGGUUUAACUAAGAGGUCAUACAGUAAAAAAUCCCUGUCUUAGGUCAGUUAGGAUCACCGCUUUAUUUUAAGUAUGUGAAAUGACAGAAUAAUAGUAGAGAGAAUGAUUUAUUUCAGCUUUUAUUUCUUUGGUCACAUUCCCAGUGGGUCAGAAGUUUACAUACACUCAAUUAGUAUUUGGUAGCAUUGCCUUUGAAUUGUUUGUCUUGGGUCAAAUGUUUCGGGUAGCCUUCCACAAGCUUCCCACAAUAAGUUGGGUGAAUUUUGGCCCAGUCCUCCUGACAGAGCUGGUGUAACUGAGUCAGGUUUGUAGGCCUCCUUGCUCGCACACUCUUUUUCAGUUCUGCCCACAAAUGUUCUAUAGGAUUGAGGUCAGGGCUUAUUGAUGGCCACUCCAAUACCUUGACUUUGUUGUCCUUAAGCCAUUUUGCCACAACUUUUGGAAGUAUGCUUGGGGUCAUUGUCCAUUUGGAAGACCCAUUUGCAACCAAGAUUUAACUUCCUGACUGAUGUCUUGAUGUUGCUUCAAUAUAUCCACAUAACUUUCCUUCCUCAUGAUGCCAUCUGUUUUGUGAGGUGCACUAGUCCCUCCUGCAGCAAAGCACCCCCACAGCAUGAUGCUGCCACCCCCGUGCUUCACAGUUGGGAUGGUGCUCUUCGGCUUGCAAGCUCUCCCACUUUUUCCUCCAAACAUAACUAUGGUCAUUAUGGCCAAACAGUUCUAUGUUUGUUUCAUCAGACCAGAGGACAUUUCUCUAAAAAGUAUGAUCUUUGUCCCCAUGUGCAGUUGCAAACCGUAGUCUGGCGUUUUUAUGGCGGUUUUGGAGCAGUGGCUUCUUCCUUGCUGAGCGGCUUUUCAGGUUAUGUCGAUAUAGGACUCGUUUUACUGUGGAUACAGAUACUUUUGUACCUGUUUCCUCCAGCAUCUUCACAAGGUCCUUUGUUGUUGUUCUGGGAUUGAUUUGCACUUUUCGCACCAAAGUACGUUCAUCUCUAGGAGACAGAACGCGUCUCCUUCCUGAGCGGUAUGAUGGCUGCGUGGUCCCAUGGUGUUUAUACUUGCGUACUAUUGUUUGUACAGAUGAAGGUGGUACCUUCAGGCGUUUGGAAAUUGCUCCCAAGGAUGAACCAGACUUGUGGAUGUCUACAUUUUCUUUUCUGAGGUCUUGGCUGAUUUCUUUUCAUUUUCCCAUGAUGUCAAUUAAAGAGGCACUGAGUUUGAAGGUAGGCCUUGAAAUACAUCCACAGGUACACCUCCAAUUGACUCAAAUUAUGUCAAUUAGCCUAUCAGAGGCUUCUAAAGCCAUGACAUAAUUUUCUGGACUUUUCCAAGCUGUUUAAAGGCACAGUCAACUUAGUGUAUGUAAACUUCUGACCCACUGGAAUUGUGAUACAGUGAAUUAUAAGUGAAAUAAUCUGUCUGUAAACAAUUGUUGGAAAAAUUACUUGUGUCAUGCACAAAGUAGAUGUCCUAACCGACUUGCCAAAACUACAGUUUGUUAACAAGACAUUUGUGGAGUGGUUGAAAAACAAGUUUUAAUGACUCCAACGUAAGUGUAUGUAAACUUCCGACUUCAACUGUAUGUGUGCGUGCAAAGGGUCAUGUGAAUUGGAGAAGUUGUUGUGCCUGUACUAUGAGGUUUCUUUUUCACUCUUUCUCUUGCCCUCUCUUCUCCCCCCCACCCCCAGGUCCAGUAUCUUUGCCCUGCAUUGCAGCGAUCCUCCAAUCUCUGCCCAGCUACUGGCCUUCCUCAGAGUCUUCUGUAUGACUGAGGGUAAGACACACACUCGCUCGCACACGUAAAUUCUGGCAUCGGGAACUUCCCCAUGGAUCCCCACACGGUCACACACACUAAGGCAGGACACCAGAUCUGACUGAGGAGUUGGGAGUUAUCCAGAUGGUCUGAAAUAUCCACCUAUUGAAACACGCUAGUGACUGGUGUCAUAAAUCACACUGUGCCAGGCUAAAGCCAGGCUAGCGUCCUCCGACUAGAAGCUAGGCAAACCAGGAUUCAAAUACAGUUUGAAAUCAUUUCAAAUACUUUACUUGAUCGGCUAACUUGUUUAAUGGGAAAAGUGCAACCCCGCCCUCCUGGCACUCCAGGCAGGCUAAAGCAAACUCUGAGUAUUUUAAAGAUUUCAAAUAGUAUUUGAACCCAGGUCUGGCUAGCAUCCUACAGCUAGUUUAAGCUUACUAAAUGCUCUACGCAGACGCAAUAUUCGAAAUGUUGCAAUGUCGUUUUACAUCACAAAAGGCUCCAUUCGGCAUACCUUUUUACCACCUGAAAAUUUAGACAAGAUUCCGCAUGUUUUCUUGAUCUGAUCUACAGUGAGGGGGAAAAAGUAUUUGAUCCCCUGCUGAUUUUGUACGUUUGCCCACUGACAAAGAAAUGAUCAGUCUAUAAUUUUAAUGGUAGGUUUAUUUGAACAGUGAGAGACAGAAUAACAACAAAAUAAUCCAGAAAAACACAUGUCAAAAAUGUUAUAAAUUGAUUUGCAUUUUAAUGAGGGAAAUAAGUAUUUGACCCCCUCUCAAUCAGAAUAAUUUCUGGCUCCCAGGUGUCUUUUAUACAGGUAACAAACUGAGAUUAGGAGCACACUCUUAAAGGGAGUGCUCCUAAUCUCAGCUUGUUACCUGUAUAAAAUACACCUGUCCACAGAAGCAAUCAAUCAAUCAGAUUCCAAACUCUCCACCAUGGCCAAGACCAAAGAGCUCUCUAAGGAUGUCAGGGACAAGAUUGUAGACCUACACAAGGCUGGAAUGGGCUACAAGACCAUCGCCAAGCAGCUUGGUGAGAAGGUGACAACAGUUGGUGCGAUUAUUCGCAAAUGGAAGAAACACAAAAGAACUGUCAAUCUCCCUCGGCCUGGGGCUCCAUGCAAGAUCUCACCUCGUGGAGUUGCAAAUGAUCAUGAGAACGGUGAGGAAUCAGCCCAGAACUACACGGGAGGAUCUUGUCAAUGAUCUCAAGGCAGCUGGGACCAUAGUCACCAAGAAAAUAAUUGGUAACACACUACGCCGUGAAGGACUGAAAUCCUGCAGCGCGCGCAAGGUCCCCCUGCUCAAGAAAGCACAUAUACAUGCCGUCUGAAGUUUGCCAAUGAACAUCUGAAUGAUUCAGAGGAGAGCUGGGUGAAAGUGUUGUGGUCAGAUGAGACCAAAAUGGAGCUCUUAGGCAGAGUUGAGUUGAUGCCAAUGACCCCAAGAACACCAUCCCCACCGUCAAAUAUGGAGGUGGAAACAUUAUGCUUUGGGGUUGUUUUUCUGCUAAGGGGACAGGACAACUUCACCGCAUCAAAGGGACGAUGGACAGGGCCAUGUACCGUCAAAUCUUGGGUGAGAACCUCCUUCCCUCAGCCAGGGCAUUGAAAAUGGGUCGUGGAUGAGUAUUCCAGCAUGACAAUGACCCAAAACACACGGCCAAGGCAACAAAGGAGUGGCUCAAGAAGAAGCACAUUAAGGUCCUGGAGUGGCCUAGCCAGUCUCCAGACCUUAAUCCCAUAGAAAAUCUGUGGAGGGAGCUGAAGGUUCGAGUUGCCAAACGUCAGCCUCAAAACCUUAAUGACUUGGAGAAGAUCUGCAAAGAGGAGUGGGACAAAAUCCCUCCUGAGAUGUGUGCAAACCUGGUGGCCAACUACAAGAAACGUCUGACCUCUGUGAUUGCCAACAAGGGUUUUGCCACCAAGUACUAAGUCAUAUUUUGCAGAGGGGUCAAAUACUUAUUUCCCUCAUUAAAAUGCAAAUCAAUUUAUAACAUUUUUGACAUGUGUUUUUCUGGAUUAUUUUGUUGUUAUUCUGUCUCUCACUGUUCAAAUAAACCUACCAUUAAAAUUAUAGACUGAUCAUUUCUUUGUCAGUGGGCAAACGUACAAAAUCAGCAGGGGAUCAAAUACUUUUUUCCCUCACUGUAUAGGCUAUUCAUCAAAGUAGCUUAUUUUGCAUUGAUAACCAAAUAUAAUCUCAGCGACUGUUCAAACAAUAAACCGAACAACAAAAUCCACCCAAAAAGGUAUUUUGUUUAGAAGUAAUAACUAGUGAUUACAAGCUAUUGUGAAAUGCUUGAGCCUGCUGUUGCCAACUAGCUAGCCAUGUGCUGUUUUUCUCCAUGACCAAAAGAUGAUGAAGUUCUAUUUUUAGCAGAUAUGGGAAUGAAUACACACGCAACAUAUCAAACAGGGAUAAUGGUUUAGGUUACACCGGCAAGUAUAAGAAUAUUUGACAGGGCAUAUUUUUUUUUAUUAUACAGUGCCUUCAGAAAGUAUUCACACCCCUUGACUUUUUCCACAUUUUGUUGUGUUACAAAGUGGGAUUAAAGUGGAUUUUAGGGCUGACCCCAUUUUGUCGACUGGUCGAUUGUUUGGUCGAUAGGUUGUUGGUCGACCGAGAUUUCUUUAGUUGAGCAGUAGCAAAAAAUAUCAUGGUGUACAAGACACCUGUGUGAUUCGCGCCUGUCUGAAUGGACUGAUCCAUUGUGGAGGCCGUGGGGAUGGCACAGUCCAUCACUCUAAGACGUGCUACUGAAAUUCUAUAUGGUUAUAUUAAAUAAGAACAAUAGUGCAACACUAAUAAAAAUAAUAUUAUUUUAUAACAAAUGCACUUCUCCCUCGUUGGAUAGCGGUCGCUGUCCACAGUUCUGAAACACAUCAGUGCGCUGUUGAAUUGGUGCCUUUUCCUAGACCAUGUUGCUAUGUGCAUAAUAGCAAAGUUAACCAGCAUAUUGGUGUUGAGAACAAUGUGGCGGAGGCAGCAGCAGAAUGAGGAGAUGAGAAAACAGCCCUUGCCUUAUUGUCUAAGAAAAGUGAGGAGAGCAGAAACCCCAACUUAAUUAGGUCUAUAAUCAAUAGCCUAACUGUUCAAUGUGCCUGGCUUUAUAAAUAAUCAAUAUAUCUACAGAAAUAAGACAGAUCCUGCUUCUGUUGCCUGUUUGAGUAUUUGUUUAAAAACAUACUGAUUCCCGUGAGCACCAAGCCUCACGCAACAAUAUGUGAUGUAAACAAUUUCACAGAUUCGGCUGUUUUUAAUCUUUGCUUUGCUGUAAUAAAGGCUUUACACUUUUUUUUUUCUCUCGUUAGAACAGCCUCUCUGGUAUUAUUUAUAAUUGAUUUAGUGUUUACACUGUUCCAAUUGAAUAAUUAGCUUAAACAAUAAAUAAACCAUUCUAUUUGGGAAAUCGCAUUCACUAAUUAAUACGACUGUUUUUAGUCUUUUCUGUAAUAAAGGCUUGACAAAAAUGAUACAACAGACUCUGGUAUGCUUAUACUUUAUUUAGUGUUAUUAACAAUGUUCCAAACGGUCAGAGAAAUUAUAUUUUAAUCUAGACAGCACCUGUUUGGCACACAAUACACAUAAUACAACUAGUCACGUUUAUGCCACACAUCUGACUUUCCCUUUAGCUCCUGAGCAACCAGUAAACAUUCCCCCGUUUUAUGAGUUUAUUUGUCAUGUCCUCUGCAUCCAUUUGCUGUCACGUGUUACAGUGUUGAGUUUGCUACAACCAAUUUAUUGAUGUGAUUAUGAUGCUAUAGGUCAAGCCCUAUUGUGCCCUAUUCGGACGGAAUAAGAUUUACUGGGGGAGGUUGGGUAAUGUAAAUAUGUGCACGAUCACAAAACGCCACAUUUGUAAUUUUAGUUCUGUCCGAAUCUGCCAUGGCAGUAAUUUUUACAUGGCAGGAGAGUAACAGUUCCAGCCAGAAUAACCUACUGUUUUUGGGCUAACUCCAAGUUCCCUGGGUUUUGAGAGAAAUGUCUGAGUUUGACAGGUGUUGCUCAUGUUGCGCACGAAAACAAUAACUGAUUCGAUAAAUUGAACUAAGUGCUGCGCAUAAGCUAUAUAUGAAUGGCCUACAUGUAGCCUAUCAACUUUCACAGUGAAUGCUUUUGUUUGUUUUGUGCGUAUGAAUUGAAUAUUGCUAAAUGCAUCAGUAAAAAAUAUUGAGUCUAUUUAAUGCAACCCUUGCUGUUAAUAGAUCACAAAGCAGCAUACAACUGACCUAAAUGUUUGGAAAUGGUAAAUUAACUUUCUCAUCCAUAGCCUUAAAAUGCAUCUCAAGUGCAAUUGCACUGUUUAGCUCACAUCUGAAGGCUGGGGGGCAUUUAGGACAUACUGCAGAUUGCUAUAAUAUCCUAAUGAUCAUGAUCACUCUUCCUCAAUUCAAAUAUUAUGGGAAGAUGGUUUGGUGUGGUUUAGAAACUUGGGAACCAAGCUCGAGUUCAGUCUGGCCCUAUCACCUGGACAUGUUGAAAUACUGCAUCUUCACGCUUAGAAUAAAAACCUCCAGGCUUCCGUCAUAACUGGCAAUUUAUUGGAAAGAAAUUAAGAAUUACAGUUUGGAAAAAACCAAUCCCGUCCGAAUCGUCCUCUGGAAUAACAGAUAUUCUGGAGUAAUAAUUACAUAACCAACGUUCUCUAGUAAUACUAGGCCCGUGUGAAUAGGUUUUUGGUCACGUGCAUGCGAUGCAUACAGUUGUAGUCAGAAGUUUACAUACACCUUAGCCAAAUACAUUUAAACUCAGUUUUUCCACAAUUCCUGACAUUUAAUCCUAGUAAAGAUUCCCUGUUUUAGGUCAUUUCGGCCUCCACUCAGCUUGUAUCAGUCAGCUGAUGCUAAACGUGAGUGGGCCUGGGUUAACUGUGGGCCACUGGCCACCAUUAACACAUACUGUACCUGCCAAGCCACUGAUCAGGGUUUUAAGAUGGUUCACGUCAUACAGGGAUUCAUUGUGGAAGGUUUUUUCUUCUUCUUCGGAGUGAGGCGUACGGGAAGGGUUGGGGCUACAAGGUCCUGUGGGUUCUACUGGUCUAGGUUUAACUAAGAGGUCAUACAGUAAAAAUUCCCUGUCUUAGGUCAGUUAGGAUCACCACUUUAUUUUAAGUAUGUGAAAUGUCAGAAUAAUAGUAGAGAGAAUUAUUUCUUUCAGCUUUUAUUUCUUUCAUCACAUUCCCAGUGGGUCAGAAGUUUACAUACACUCAAUUAGUAUUUGGUAGCAUUGCCUUUGAAUUGUUUGUCUUGGGUCAAAUGUUUCGCGUAGCCUUCCACAAGCUUCCCACAAUAAGUUGGGUGAAUUUUGGCCCAUUCCUCCUGACAGAGCUUGUGUAACUGAGUCAGGUUUGUAGGCCUCCUUGCUUGCACAUGCUUUUUCAGUUCUGCCCACAAAUGUUUGAUAGGAUUGAGGUCAGGGCUUUGUGAUGGCCACUCCAAUACCUUGACUUUGUUGUCCUUAAGCCAUUUUGCCACAACUUUGGAAGUUUGCUUGGGGUCAUUGUCUAUUUGGAAGACCCAUUUGCGACCAAGCUUUAACUUCCUGACUGAUAUCUUGAGAUGUUGCUUCAAUAUAUCCACAUACUUUUCCUUUCUCAUGAUGCCAUCUAUUCUGUGAAGUGCACCAGUCCCUCCUGCAGCAAAGCACCCCCACAGCAUGAUGCUGCCACCCCCGUGCUUCACGGUUGGGAUGGUGUUCGUCGGCUUGCAAGCUACCCCCUUUUUCCUCCAAACAUAAUGAUGGUCAUUAUGGCCAAACAAUUAUAUUUUUGUUUCAUCAGACCAGAGGACAUUUCUCCAAAAAGUACGAUAUUUGUCCCCAUGUGCAGUUGCAAACCGUAGUCUGGCCUUUUUAUGUCGGUUUUGGAGCAGUGGCUUCUUCCUUGCUGAGCGGCCUUUCAAGUUAUGUCGAUAUAGGACUCGUUUUACUGUGGAUAUAGAUACUUUUUUACCUGUUUCAUCCAGCAUCUUCACAAGGUCCUUUGCUGUUGUUGUGGGAUUGAUUUGCACUUUUCGCACCAAAGUACGUUAAUCUCUAGGAGACAGAACGCGUCUCCUUCCUGAGCGGUAUGACGGCUGCGUGGUCCCAUGGUGUUUAUACUUGCGUACUAUUGUUUGUACAGAUGAACGUGGUACCUUCAGGCGUUUGGAAAUUGCUCCCAAGGAUGAACCAGACUUGUGGAGGUCUACAAUUCUUUUUCUGAGGUCUUGGCUGAUUUUCUUUUGAUUUUCCCAUGAUGUCAAGCAAAGAGGCACUGAGUUUGAAGGUAGGCCUUGAAAAUCAUCCACAGGUACACCUCCAAUUGACUCAAAUGAUGUCAAUUAACCUAUCAGACGCUUCUAAAGCCAUGACAUCAUUUUCUGGACUUUUCCAAGCUGUUUAAAGGCACAGUCAACUUAGUGUAUGUAAACUUCUGACCCACUGGAAUUGUGAUACAGUGAAUUAUAAGUGAAAUAAUCUGUCCUAACCGACUUGCCAAAACUAUAGUUUGUUAACAAGAAAUGUGUGGAGUGGUUGAAAAACGAGUUUUAAUGACUCCAACCUUAGUGUAUGUAAACUUCCGACUUCGACUGUACAUGUGUCACGUAAAGAGAGCAAGGGUUGAGGGAAUAGGGAAUGUUUUUCCUAAACAAAUGAGGGAUUUCGGUAACAGAACCUUUCAGUCAGAAAUGGCUGUAAUUAUGUUGCAGGUUCAGCAACACGGACAGCCCUAUACACACUGAUGUUCUGUGGUGGUCGCUGCAGCAGGGAGGAGAGAGAGACAACGGGUGCUAGUCACAGUCACUCGCUGUCUUUUCUUUUUAACAGCGCAGCAAGUCUGAGCCCGGCACAAUCAAAUCAAUUGCUGGUCGGACUCCCUCUAGUUAUUUGUGUGUCUUAAUUAUUUAAUCAAACAGUGUGCUUAAAGCAUCAGACAAUCUCAGUGAAUAUAGUUGAUUUGAUUGAAACACAUAGGAUGUGUCAAUAUAUGGAAAAAUACACGUUUAAAAAUGUUGACCAAUCGAUUGGACGAAAGAACAGAUGACUCUUGGUCGACCAAGAUUUUUUUUUUGUCAGGGAUAGCCCUAAUGGAUGUCUGUUUUUUUUUUUUGUCAACGAUCUACACAAAAUACUCUGUCAGAGGAAGAAAAAUUCUAACAUUUUAUAAAACAUUUAUGAAAAAUACAACACUAUCUUGAUUAGAUAAGCAUUCAAUCCCCUGAGUCAAUACAAGUUAAAAUCACCUUUUGGCAGUGAUUACAGAGUCUUUCUGGGUAAGUCUCUAAGAGCUUUUGCAGACCUGGAUUGUACAAUAUUUUCACAUUAUUAUUUUUUUUAUUCUUCAAGCUCUGUCAAGUUGGUUGUUAAUCAUUGCUAGACAGCCAUUUUCAAGUCUUGCAAUAUAAUUUUCAUUUAUUUUAUAUUUACCCAUCUACUAAUAGGUGCCCUUCUUUGCGAGGCAUUGGAAAACCUCCCUGGUCUUUGUGGUUGAAUCUGUUUUUGAAAUUCACUGCUCGACUGAGGGACCUUACAGAUAAUUGUAUGUGUGGGAUACAGAGAUGAGGUAGUCAUAACAAAAAUAAUGUCAAACACAAUAAGUCCAUGCAACUUAUUAUGUGACUUGUUAAGCACAUUUUUACUCCUGAACUUAUUUAGGCUUGCCAUAACAAAGGGGUUGAAUAUUUAUUGACUUAGACAUUUCAGCUUUUCAUUUGGAUUUAUUUGAGAAGCAAAAAAUAAAAAUAUAAUUCCACUUUGACAUUAUGGGGUAAAAUCUCAAUUGAAUCAAAAUUCAGGUGGCAAACACAACAAAAUGUGGAAAAAAUCGAGGGGUGUGAAUACUUUCUGAAGGCACUGUAAAUCUGAUUAUUUCACAUGAAGAUGUGGGAAGCUAAAAAGUCUAGCUAGCUUGCUAUGUUUUUAGCCAGGCUAAAGCCAGCUAGCCAGGCUGCCAGCUAGGUGGCACUACUAGCAAGGGAAGGCAACUCUUCCUUGCUUUCACAAAAUGAAAAGACAAAAAUAAAAAAACUUUGCUAUCGCCCCCUUAUGAAUAGGAGUGGGAUCGUUGCGAGGAUAAAAGGUGUCCGCUACUACAAAAAUCCCACUCCACCCACGUGCAUGCAUGCAUGCACGCACUUAGAUCAACGGAGUGGGGCUUGUAGUAACCUUUAGAGUAUAGCUUUUUUACAGGUGUAGCGUGUGUGUGUGUGUAGUGUGUGUAUGUAGUUUGUGUGUGUGUAGCAUGAUGUGUGUGUUUAGUAGCGUGUUUGUGUAGCCUUUGAACACAUUAGGCACUCAUCCUCCCCUCCUUUCAUGUCCCUUCCUCCAGCGUAAUCAACCCUUAGAUAAUAGCUCAGAUCAAAAGAAAGAUCUGGAAGAGAGCAGUUAGCUACCAGUUAACCUGUAGAAUAACAGCCCUUUAACUUAAUCUAAGUCUGGUGACAUUAAUUAAAAAGAACAUCAAACUAAAUAGACAUCUUUAAAAAUAUGUGUACCUGUAUAGCUGUAAAGAUUUGGCCCUCUGAUGAAUAGACCUGAAUUCUGUACUUGUGUUUUCCCUCUGUAAUCAUAUUGGUCCUGACAUUCUGGUUCAAUGCCUUUUAACCGUUUCUCUCCACAGAGGAGCUGAAGGACUACUUGGUAGGAGAACAUGCCAUCAAUAAGAUUUUCACCCUGGGUAACACUGAGUUCCCUGUGAGCUGGGACAAUGAGAUCAAACUGUGGACUUUCCUGGAGACCAGGGCUGCCCUGCUUCUCCAGACCUACAAGACCAGCUCCCAGGUCAGAGAAGAUUUCACCCACCUCACUGUUGUUUUGGGUCAGUGUGUCAACUCUGUAUCAGUGUUGUAUAAAGUAAUCUUUAGAAGAUUUCAACAGGACCCAUUCUCAACCAGAUAAGUUAACAAAUUCUUCCUCUGACUUCUGUAUGUUAUCCCGUUCUCUCUCUGCUUCCCCCCGCUCUCUCUCCCUUAUGCCCCUCUCUCUCUCUCUCUCUCUCUCUCUCUCUCUCUCUCUCUCUCUCUCUCUCUCUCUCUCUCUCUGUGUGUCUGCUCCUUCACUUUCUGUCUGUCUGCUCUACCUCACUCCCUUCCUCUCUGCCCAAUGUCUCCCCCACCUCCCUCCGUCCUCCAGGAUGACCAGUGUGCGUUGGAGAAGCCCGACCUCUCCUUCCACUCCCGCGUGGCCAUCCAGCUGCGCCUGGCCGAGAAGCAGAUCCUGGAGAGGGUGGUGGCCAGUGGCAAGGCCAGGCGCCUGCACUUCCAGCAGCAGCAGGAGGAAGGCGCUCCGCUACCCCGCUAUGAGGAGAGCGACAUCUCCCUUCUGGAGAACGCCGACACCAAGCUGCCCCUCAUUCUGAGGAAACUACAGGAGGAGGACGAGGAGGGAGAUGACCAGGCAGCGGUGGAGCAGGUGUUAGCCCAGGUACAGCAGCUGGGACAGGGGGACGCAGCCAGGGAACAAGCCCCCCUCAUAGUCAAUGGGGAUGGUGGGAAGGUGGUGGUCAACGGGAAUGGUACGGACGCUAGCCCAGUCCUGGAGGUUGGUGUGGAUGCUAGCCUGAUUCAAGAGGCUAGCAAAGAAGUUAUCUCAACCUCCUUGGACUCAGGCCAAAGUGCUAGCCCUGCCCAGGAGGAGGAUGGUAUGGAUGCUAACGCCUCCACGCCAGAUGCUGCUGUCCAAGCUAACACCCAGGAACAGGAAGGCCAAACAGAGAACUGA
Molecule: messenger RNA, 19275 nt
Organism: Coregonus sp. 'balchen'
Lineage: Eukaryota; Metazoa; Chordata; Actinopteri; Salmoniformes; Salmonidae
Source: the annotation of a GenBank genome assembly